CACUUGCUCAAGGAAAAGAAAGUUGGCUAUAAAAUCACUUCAUUAUUUGCUUGUACCGCAGCUCCGGGGCUAAUCCCUCCGGAGGUCAGCCUGCUUAGCGCUCCCUCUCUCCCUCCCUCCCUCCCUCCCUCCCUCCCUCCUCCGCUUGCAGGUCGCAUUUUGGACAUCCCCUGCAAAGUGUGCGGGGACCGCAGCUCCGGGAAGCACUACGGGGUGUACGCCUGCGAUGGGUGCUCGGGGUUCUUCAAGCGGAGCAUCAGGAGGAAUAGGACCUAUGUGUGCAAAUCGGGGAACCAGGGGGGCUGCCCGGUGGACAAGACGCACAGGAACCAGUGCCGGGCCUGCCGGCUGAAGAAGUGCUUGGAAGUCAACAUGAACAAAGACGCCGUGCAGCACGAGCGGGGUCCCCGGACGUCAACGAUACGGAAGCAGGUGGCCCUCUACUUCCGCGGGCACAAGGAGGAGAGCGGCGGCGCCCCGCAUUUCCCUGCCACCGCCCUUCCAGCACCUGCCUUCUUCACCGCCGUCUCCCAGCUGGAGCCCCACAGCCUGGAGCUGGCCGCCGUCGCCAGCACACCCGAGAGGCAGGCCCUGGUGGGCCUGGCGCAGCCCACCCCGAAGUAUCCACACGAAGUCAAUGGCACCCCCAUGUAUCUCUACGAAGUGGCCACCGAAUCCGUCUGUGAGUCAGCAGCCAGACUUCUGUUCAUGAGCAUCAAGUGGGCCAAGAGUGUCCCAGCCUUCUCCACCUUGUCCUUACAAGACCAGGUAAGGCACCUGUAGAUGGAGUGGCAUCAGUUGGGCCUGCCUGAUACAGAAGGCUCAGAGCACAGGUUGGGUCCUGAACCUUCAAUUACUUGUGGUUCAACAUUUUCUUCCAUAAAAUGGGAGACAAUAUCUUAUUUUCUCAAUGAGAUGUGCUCAGUUAAGCACACAGACCAGGACAUGAGUGAGGUGAUUUCUGAAGAUCAUUCC
Messenger RNA from Oxyura jamaicensis (ruddy duck), 975 nucleotides. Its product is annotated as nuclear receptor subfamily 2 group E member 1-like. The record is from RefSeq and is a predicted model, not a curated record. Gene Ontology annotation, molecular function: zinc ion binding; nuclear receptor activity; RNA polymerase II cis-regulatory region sequence-specific DNA binding. The transcript is spliced from 5 exons. NCBI's taxonomy places the organism in Eukaryota, Metazoa, Chordata, Aves, Anseriformes, Anatidae. Gene Ontology annotation, biological process: negative regulation of transcription by RNA polymerase II; cell differentiation; anatomical structure development. The annotation marks the transcript as partial.